Hydractinia symbiolongicarpus is the source of this 2794-nucleotide messenger RNA. RefSeq lists its product as uncharacterized. The record is from RefSeq and is a predicted model, not a curated record. The coding region runs from base 1562 to 2365 and encodes 267 amino acids. The transcript has 6 exons. Lineage: Eukaryota; Metazoa; Cnidaria; Hydrozoa; Anthoathecata; Hydractiniidae.
UUUUUCUUACAAUUUUUUUUAUUUAUUUUACCUAAUAUGAUGAACGUAAAUCAACAAAUGAAUAUUUUAUAUCUUUUUUGUAAUUAUUCUUACUAAUACGUUGUGAAGAUAAUUUCUAGUUUGUAUUUGUUUCUACAAAAAUAACUCUCAUCAAAUAUGUUGAAAUGUCAAGUUUAUUAAAUAAAGGAAAAACAAGCGGGAUACUUAACCUAAUAUUACAACACGAGUGCUUACUUGUCUUCAACGUCUUAACAACACUUCCCCAAUCUUCAACAGACUAGUCUCCUGAUCAAUCAUCUCAACAUCAAAACAUUGAGUAAAAUUAAAAUAAAGGCAUUUUCUACUGCCUUCUAAUAUUUGUCGGUAUUGCUGGAUAAAACUGGGUAAACAACCAAAAAGAAUAAUAUUUAAAUCUAGGAACGAUUGUUUCCUCUUAUCCAGCUUUUUUUAAGCAAUAGUGUCAUCCAAAGGAAACAGCAACUUACAAUUGGCCAGCUUCCUGCUAUUAUAUCUAAUAUACUCAAACAACCAAUCAUCAGGCUCUAUUAUAAAUAAACAAACAUCAAUCUACAACCACUUCCUUUCCAAAUAAGUCCUAUUCCAUCCUAAAGAACACAAAACCACUAUAUUUACAAUGACCUCUAAACUCACCACUCAACAAAUCCCAACCUAGUCUUUCCACAUCUAGACAGUUUACACAACUUGUUUCUAAGCAAAUUAAUUUUAUUUACUAACUUUAGUUCUGUACAAAGCACAAGCAACAUGAAAAUUAUUUGUUGCAAAAAUGGAAAAAGACACGCUUUGCAAACAAAGGAAAUAAAACUACAGAAAAAGAAAAAUGCAUUAACUUUUUUAGUGUAACACCAUAAGUAUCCCUCACAAAAGAUUUUAACUCAUAAGAUUUUAAAAUUUUUCAUCCAUAAACCAAAACAUGCCUUAGCUUCAACAGUCUUUUUUAUCUAAAAAAUCCCAAAGCUUUUUCCACCCUUUUCUACUAUAUACCAUUAAGUUUGACUUUCUUGGUAGUUCGGACAUCAAUCCAUAACACAAACUUAUUCAUAUAAUAACCACCCAUGUUCAUACCCCCAGUCAACCUUCCCUUUUACACAUUUCCAUAGUUCUGAAACGAACCGCUAGCAAAAUGUCUCAUCAUGACUCUAAUAAUAUAUUAUGACUCUAUGUUCUCACACCUACCUUUUUAAUGUAUUUUUUCUUCUUCCUUAAAAUGUCAGGCUUUUUAACUUAAAAAGUCAGGAUUUUCAGGAAAAUCAACAUACUUUUGAGGGGGCAACUUAAACAUGUUCAAGUCGACUUCUCUAACAACCUAGAUUGGUAAAAGGAUUUAGUACUUACAAACACUUGCCAAGUUUGUUUUCCUCAUCAUUUGUUUUCACAGCACCCUUAACUCCUGAAGAUUUUCACUACAAAUACCCUGGCGAAUUAUCUGUCUCUGUCAAUCUGUCAUCCAUAAAUCAAACCAACACAUAAAAUUAUCAAAAUCAUCAAUAGACACAAAUUAUAUGAAUUCAUAUUAGCAACAACUUUUUUUGACAAUCACCCUAUGGAAAUUUUAAUAAGAGUCGCAUCUACACCUUGUUUGACAAUGGGAGUAUGUUUCAUUGUAAGGUUUCUGUUGGUACUGUUGCAUUUACCUACCAUUCACACACCAUUCACAAGAGCCAUAGAGAAUGAAUGUGGAUCCAAUCAAACAAAAACUGAUGAUGGGGGAUGCAUAUGCAAUGCAGGUUUUUACAGGAAUCCUGCAAAUAGUCAAUGCACUGAAGAGUGUUGUUACUGUACUCCUGCAAACAAUCAGGUUGUAAAAGAAUGGGAGAUGCAAAAGCUUGGGCGGGAUUGUGGUAGUCAAGAAACAGGAGGAAAGUGUAUUUCAAAUACAACUCAGGAAUCAAAGUCUAAAAAAACAACUACUACUUCAAAGCCAACUUUAGAAACUACUGGUUUAACAGUGUCUAAGCAAUCAGAUUCUAAUAAAGGAUGGCCUAUCAACAUCGGUAUUGGCAUUUGCAUCUGCAUCAUUGUCAUCAUUAGCAUCAUUGGCAUUUACAAGUAUUGCAAAGAAAAAAAGAAAAAAGACAACCAAGCACAGAUUUCUUCUGUUUCUUUCACCAAUAAUGGCUCUUCAACUAAUGACUUGGUCCAGAUAACAGUUUUAUCAGAUGCAGGUCAGGCCAAUGGUAAAAGCACUUAUACAAGAAAGAGAUCACCACAAUCCCAGCAUCAGAAGGGAGCAAAAACAUGGAAAUGUGGUCCUUACAAUAACAAUGCUGAAAGUUGCCUCAAGGAAAACGACCUGCCUCCACAGUUUACAUCUUAUGGGGAUUGGCCAAGUACCAUUUCAAGUUAAUUGGCUGUCCUAAAUUUUUUUAAAUUGUUUGUUUAAAGUCGUCACUGAUAUGUGUUUGUAUAGCCUUGGUAAUUUAUUUGAUUUUGCAGCAAGACAAAUGCGCAUGUGUAUGUAUUUAAUAAGUGGUAAAUAUAAAAGCGGUGGUAAGUAUAAACGCAGUGGUAAAUAUAAACAACAUAAAUUGCAAGCCCGUUGCUUUAUAGAGAGGAGAAUUUGAUAGUCUACUGAGAUCAAAGAUAUUUAGUCCGUUUAGUCCGUUAUUUUCAAAAGAGAAAAGUGCAGUUUAAAAUUAUUAAUUCUAAAUUUAUAAUUUGAAAAAAAUUAUAAGUUUUUGUAAUUUAAUUAAUAUUUUGCUUUCUUAUAUGUGAUUUUUAUAGAAAUUGCAUUUUACGUUCCUAUAGUUUUAUUUUAAGAGUUGAAUUCUUCAGA